AUGAUCCUCCUGAACGCUAACCUCCAUAGAACCUUGAUAGAUCAGGGCAGCUCGGCGAACAUCCUAUUCAAGCCUGCCUUCGAUAAACUCGGGCUUGAAGAAAAGGACUUAAAGACCUACCCAGACAACCUAUUCGAACUGGGGGAUACGCUAAUCCGACCCCUAGGGUACAUAUCCUUAUACACCACUUUUGGAAAGGAUGCAAGGUCGAAGACACUAAGCAUCAAUUACAUCGUGGUUGAUGUAAAAUCGGCAUACAUCGCCUUGAUAGGUCGAACCACCUUGAACUGGCUUGCAGCUAUUGUCUCAACACCUCACCUCUGUAUGAAGUUUCCCACAGCGAAAGGAAUUUUCACCAUUAAGGGAGACCAAAAGCUAGCACGUAAGAGCUACAAUGAAAGCCUUAAUUUAAAAGGCAACCCUGGAAGCAAAGAAGUCAACACAAUUGAACUGGGUGGAAUUCGAAUUCGUGAAGAGAUGCGCCUCCAACCUGGAGGCAAAGUAGAGGAGGUACAAAUUGGAGAUCACCCUAACAAAAUAACAAAUAUAGGGGCUAAUCUAGAGGGAAACCUGAAGGAACAGCUCGUCGGACUACUAAGGAAGAAUUCCAACCUCUUCGCCUGGAAAACCUCUGACAUGCCUGGCAUAGAUUCUGACUUGAUGUCCCAUAAACUCACAAUAUACCCGGGCUCUCGACCUAUUCAACAAAAGCGUCGGAAGCUCGGACCAGAAAGGACACAGGUCGUGCAGGAGCAAUUACAAGCCUUGCUCAAAGCAGGGUUCAUAAGGGAGGUUAAAGAAUGCGGGGAAUACAUACCAGUGACUAAUGAACAAAGUAUUUUCCUCUCACCUGGGAAAAUUCAUAGAGGUGUACAUAGACGACAUGCUCGUCAAAACCAGAGAGAAUGCGACAUUGUUGUCCGACCUCUCUGA
Arachis ipaensis is the source of this 933-nucleotide messenger RNA. RefSeq lists its product as uncharacterized. NCBI's taxonomy places the organism in Eukaryota, Viridiplantae, Streptophyta, Magnoliopsida, Fabales, Fabaceae. The record is from RefSeq and is a predicted model, not a curated record.